Messenger RNA from Procambarus clarkii (red swamp crayfish), 816 nucleotides. Its product is annotated as loricrin-like. The record is from RefSeq and is a predicted model, not a curated record. Lineage: Eukaryota; Metazoa; Arthropoda; Malacostraca; Decapoda; Cambaridae.
AUGAAUACCUGCGAGACCAAGACUGGUGGUGGCACCUGCGAGACCGAGACUGGUGGUGGCACCUGCGAGAUCGAGACUGGUGGUGGCACCUGCGAGAUCGAGACUGGUGGUGGCACCUGCGAGAUCGAGACUGGUGGUGGCACCUGCGAGAUCGAGACUGGUGGUGGCACCUGCGAGAUCGAGACUGGUGGUGGCACCUGCGAGAUCGAGACUGGUGGUGGCACCUGCGAGAUCGAGACUGGUGGUGGCACCUGCGAGAUCGAGACUGUUGGUUGCACCUGCGAGAUCGAGACUGGUGGUGGCACCUGCGAGAUCGAGACUGGUGGUGGCACCUGCGAGAUCGAGACUGGUGGUGGCACCUGCGAGACCAAGACUGGUGGUGGCACCUGCGAGAUCGAGACUGGUGGUGGCACCUGCGAGAUCGAGACUGGUGGUGGCACCUGCGAGACCAAGACUGGUGGUGGCACCUGCGAGACCAAGACUGGUGGUGGCACCUGCGAGACCAAGACUGGUGGUGGCACCUGCGAGACCAAGACUGGUGGUGGGACCUGCGAGACCAAGACUGGUGGUGGCACCUGCGAGACCAAGACUGGUGGUGGCACCUGCGAGACCAAGACUGGUGGUGGAGAGGCAGUCUCCUUCCCGUCUCCUGACUCCUCACGGCCCAAGCCAAGUCAUCCAUCAUCUGAAAUAAUUAACUUGUAUUGUUCUUGGCUGUCUGGCUCUCCAGAAUCCUUCCGCUCUCAUAAAAGUAUUGAAUUGAAAUUGAAACUCUCAAUUCGCAGAUGUAGAGUUGUAGACCAGACCACACACUAG